AUGGAAGGAAGGCCAUCAUCCUCAACCACAUGUAAGCGCAUAUCAUCCAAGGAUACAAGCUCGUUCGAGCCCAGACUAACCGAUGCUUUGCAGCCAUUCUGGGACAGUGACGUCUACAAAGCGACUGAAGCAGCCUGCUACUUCCUGAUGAGACAUCCUGAUGACGAGAUGAUGAGAAUAGUUGAAGAGGCGGUCGACAAUAUUCGAGAAGCCCAGCAUCCCGAUGGCUACAUCAAUUCGUACUACACUGUCCGCGGAAUCAAGGAUCGAUGGACAAAUCUGCGCGACAUGCACGAGCUCUACUGCAUCGGCCAUCUUAUCGAGGCUUGUGUUGCUUAUGAGACAUUGACUAACAGCGGCCGGUUGUUGGAGCCAGUCAUGAAAGUUGUGCACCACAUCGAUUCUGUCUUUGGAUCCGAGCCAGGGAAAAAGCGCGGGUAUCCUGGCCACCAAGAGAUCGAGAUUGGGUUACUGAGACUGUACGAAUUCACGAAACAUCCUAUUCUGCUCAAGGUCGCCGAAUAUUUCAUCCUUGAGCGAGGGAAACGAGACUCGAAAGGGGAGAUCUACUUCGACAAGGAGGCAUGGGCUCGUGGGAAUGACCCAGCAGACUGGGAUAGCUUCGAGAUGAGACCAACAUACCGGAUGCCCAGGGAUUACGGAUAUCAUCAAGCCGACCGUCCACUUGUCGAGACUACGGAAUUGGUUGGCCAUUCAGUGAGAGCCAUGUACUUCAUGACUGCGGCAACGGACUUGGUGCGUCUGACAAAGAACCAAGGCAUCGAAAGCUCUCUAAAGAAGUUAUGGAGAGAUAUGGUCGACAAGAAGAUGUACAUCACAGGUGGCCUCGGAUCAGUCCGACAGUGGGAGGGUUUUGGACAUCCGUACGUUCUUGGAGACACUGAAGAAGGGAGUGUCUGCUAUGCCGAGACUUGCGCGACUUUCGGUCUGACCGGUUGGUGCCAGAGAAUGCUUCGACUUCAUCUGAACUCUGAGUAUGCCGACAUCAUGGAAAUCGGUCUCUACAACGGCUUUCUUGGCGCUGUUGGCUUAGACGGAGAGUCCUUCUACUACGAGAAUCCACUUCGCACAUUCACAGGCAGCCCGAAGGAACGGAGUCGGUGGUUUCAAGUUGCCUGUUGCCCUCCGAACGUGGCAAAACUGCUUGGCAACCUCGGAGCGUUCAUCUUCACGAUGCAUGGCCGGUAUGUCGCUAUCCAUUUGUACAUUGGUAGCGUACUCGAGGUGCCUUCCAGCGAUGCAGUUGUAACCGUGAAGACGAAGGCACCGUGGGAUUGGGAGGUCGAGAUUACCUGGACAGGUACUCUGUCCCUGGCCUUGCGCAUUCCAGGAUGGGCAGAGAACUACACGGUCAACGGUGCAAUGGCAGGCAGCCACGUCAAAGACGGAUAUCUCUAUCUAGCUGAGAGAAGCGAUGGAAGGUUUAAGAUCACCUUUAACCCUCGACCACGUUUUAUGUACGCCAACACGAAAGUCGGAAAGAACGAAGUUUGUAUCAUGCGGGGCCCGCUGGUAUACUGCAUUGAAGAUGUUGACAACGAUGUUGACAUUGACAAUGUUACUCUCUCGGAAGGUCUACUUCAAGAUGGUGCCCAACUGAGGAUCUUAGACCACGAAGUUACCACGGUAGAAGCGAGGGGGAGAGAGCUGAAGAACGCCGACAACUCGAAGCUUUACGACAGCAGGCCUUGGAAGCGGGGAGAGAAGAAGUACUUGACCUUCAUACCCUACUAUGCUCGGGCUAACCGUGGUGGCAACGGCGGAAUGAGGGUUUGGUGCUUUCGAGAUUGA
This is a messenger RNA of Colletotrichum karsti, 1812 nucleotides long. RefSeq lists its product as uncharacterized. The record is from RefSeq and is a predicted model, not a curated record. Gene Ontology annotation, biological process: carbohydrate metabolic process. Lineage: Eukaryota; Fungi; Ascomycota; Sordariomycetes; Glomerellales; Glomerellaceae. Bases 1 to 1812 code for a protein of 603 amino acids. The transcript has a single exon.